AGCCCAACCUUUUAAAUAAAUGAAGAAAAAAGCUAAAAGUCAUACAAUUCAGUGAGCAGUAAGCAUGAAAUAAAUUUAUGAUCACCAACCAUUAGAUGAGAAAGCAAAGAUUGUAAUUGAAAGAGAUAGAUUAGAAUAGAUAGGAGCAGGAGUAGGAGUAGUAUAUUGGAUAUACAAAGGGCAGCCGUGGACAAACAGGUAAGUUACAGCUAAUCAGUUUUAAGUUAUGUGCCUAAUACGUGUGCGCUGUGUAGCCUCCUCCUUACCAUCACAUCACCAGCGUAAUGCUGUCAUGGGAAAAUGUUUGGCUUUGUAAAAGGUUCCGCGAAUUCCCCACGCCUUUCCCCAUUGACAAAUAUGGCAAAUCCUUCAACCAAUGUGCCCCCAAAAGAUCAGCCACCAUCCACCCCAACUGUCCAAAUCCCUGACCCUCCAGCCUCUCUUGUGCAGCCGCAAGACCAGUCUCCAAAACCUUCAUCAGCGAGCCCACCAGACAACCCAUUAGCGAGACUCGUUCAUUCUCCAGGCAGGACGACAUUGGGUCAACCGCAAGACCAAUCCCCAAAAUCUCCAAAACCUAGCACCGUACCAACGCCAAGGCCUGUUCAAUCUCCAGGCAGGUCUUCAUCAUCGGCGCUGCCUAGUUCCGGAAGGCAUCCGACUUAUCGGGGAAUACGAAGCAGGAGCGGAAAAUGGGUAUCUGAAAUACGCGAGCCGCGUAAAACGACGCGUAUAUGGCUUGGAACAUAUGCGACCCCUGAAAUGGCAGCUACCGCGUACGAUGUGGCUGCUAUUGCCCUAAAAGGUCCCGACACGGAUCUAAACUUUCCGGAUAUGAUUCUUUCGUAUCCAAAAGUGGCUUCCACAUCCGCAAGCGAUAUUCGGGCUGCAGCUGCUAGUGCUGCCGCUUCCAGGCUACCCAAGCCAGAUACAGGGUUAUCAAAAGACUCAAAACAGGAUCAGGGCGAGCCUGAAAAUAAGGGUACCACGUCAGGUAGUUGCAUGGAGUCUGGUUCCGGUCAGGAAUUUAUUGACGACGAAGCGCUUCUAAACUUUCCAAAUUUGUUGGUGAAUAUGGCAGAAGGAAUGCUUAUAAGCCCUCCCAGGAUAAACUCACCACCCUCAGAUGAUUCACCGGAGGAUUCAGAUGUAGAAAGCCUAUGGACUUACACUUAAAAGAGACUCAAAAUUUACUAUGAAAGUGAUGGUAUAAAGAAAUGCAUGUGAUUGAGAAGAAGAUGAUGAUCAAGGUAUUGUCUUUUUGCUCUUUUCGCUUCUUCUUUUUCCUACCCCUUCUGUUUUUGAUCUAUCUGAGGGGUUAGGUGCCCAUGGCUGGGUUUGUUUUGAAGCUGAUUAUAUUGGCUUGAAGUCAAUUUGCUGUGAGAGCGUGAAAAUCUAGCCAUAGAAAAGUUAGAUGCUUUAUCUGUUUCUUAUCUUGUGGGCUGAAUAUUUCAGAGCUGUAAUUCUUAAGCUUGCUUUGGUAAUUAAAACCAAGAGAGUCCUUGUUUUUCUUAUGUUUUUCCCUGGUAGUUUUCAGUAAUGAGUGUACUCCUCACCUCCCUGGUGGACUCAUAUGUUUUCUCGUACGAGAGCUUCUCAUCCUCAGAAUUAUAAGCGUUACACCUU
Molecule: messenger RNA, 1626 nt
Organism: Theobroma umbraticum
Lineage: Eukaryota; Viridiplantae; Streptophyta; Magnoliopsida; Malvales; Malvaceae
Source: RefSeq, a predicted model, not a curated record